Molecule: messenger RNA, 782 nt
Organism: Laetiporus sulphureus 93-53
Lineage: Eukaryota; Fungi; Basidiomycota; Agaricomycetes; Polyporales; Laetiporaceae
Exons: 3
Coding region: 257-574 (105 amino acids)
Source: RefSeq, a predicted model, not a curated record
GCUAAAUGUGUUCUGUCAUGAUAGUCUGCUUCAGUAUCCAUUUGACGCCUUUCUCUUUCAUACCGCCGGGCCACCGUACCACAUCCUGUCGACGACACUCCGAACGUUCAUGAGUCGCAUCGCGAUGCUAGCUUAUCAUGAUGGCCAUCCAUCCACAUUCUUCGGACAAGGAGAACAUUUGGAUGCAUGGACUGUUUCGCGCUGCAAGAGCCACAAAGCCUGUGACGGCAAGCCAGAUCGAGCACUUUGAGCGCACAUGGGACGGGCUAUUUCACGUCCGCAGGCUGGCACUCUGGCACUGGACAGCAUAGACGGGGGAACAGCCUGGCUCGGUGCUCAUAACAAUCAUGUUCUCCACGAAGCUUUUGUGACAUGCAUCACGAUGUAUUGGCUACUGCGCCAUCGCGUACUCGAGGGAGCCGUAUUCAUUGCUACUCUCUUUGUGCUUUGCCGAGCAGUCGCACUGCUGAUGUUCCGACGAGCGCGGAACUCCGAGCUUCAGUGCUUUAGCGGGGGCAUCAGUUGGGCGGUACGCCCAACCGUCCCAUCAAAUUUCCGGACUGUUUCAUGUUGACAGAAUCCAGAACGACAGAUAGAAUGUUCGGUUCCGCAGGCUUGUAUGCGUCAUCCGCAAAUUUCUUUUGCGAGCGAUGUCUCAGUAUCCAACGAUCUUAGCACCUUUGCUGAAGGCCUGAUUGCAUGAUUGGUAUAUGACUCGAUAUUAUUGCUGUCGGACAGAUGCCACAUCGCAAGCGUUUGUUCUUACUAAUGGCCCCGGGUCG